GUUUUUUAAGUGUGUAUACCAAAACUGUGUCCACUUGCAAACUUAUCGCACCAAAAUGGAUUCCUCGAAGGUCCCCGUCAAGUUGGCUAAAGUCAUCAAAGUUCUCGGACGCACUGGAUCCCGUGGUGGUGUCACCCAAGUCCGUGUUGAGUUCAUGGAUGAUACUUCCCGUUCCAUCAUUCGUAACGUUAAGGGUCCUGUUCGCGAGGAUGACAUUCUCGUCCUUCUUGAAUCCGAGCGUGAAGCCAGACGUUUGCGUUAGAGAGUUCUUAAUAAGCUUUCUGCUCAAGAUAAUUUCCUAAAGUAACUCUGCACUAUUUAACAGACCCUCUACUAUGAGGUAGUCCGGGUUGCUUAUGGCUAAAAUAUCAUCGUCGUUUGCGUUUGCCA
Molecule: messenger RNA, 390 nt
Organism: Schizosaccharomyces japonicus yFS275
Lineage: Eukaryota; Fungi; Ascomycota; Schizosaccharomycetes; Schizosaccharomycetales; Schizosaccharomycetaceae
Product: 40S ribosomal protein S28
Exons: 2
Coding region: 56-262 (68 amino acids)
Biological process (GO): translation; maturation of SSU-rRNA; ribosomal small subunit assembly
Cellular component (GO): nucleolus; ribosome
Molecular function (GO): structural constituent of ribosome
Source: RefSeq, a predicted model, not a curated record